Linum tenue is the source of this 1308-nucleotide messenger RNA. NCBI's taxonomy places the organism in Eukaryota, Viridiplantae, Streptophyta, Magnoliopsida, Malpighiales, Linaceae. The record is from the annotation of a GenBank genome assembly.
AUGGUUAUAUGUGGAGAAAAUUACCACAGAAUUGGGUCGCUCAUGCCGCCAGAGGGACAACGUCCCAAAUUUGCUCAGCUUUAUAUAUUUGAACCUGAAAAUGAGAUUGACAACCGUUUGUCAAACUUUGCUUCACGUGACACAAAGCUUAUGCCAGAGUUGCUCACUUUGUUGUUACAGAUGUUAGAUGAGCACAAUGAGUUGGUGAGGACUUUCAGGCGGGUUCGUGACCAAUUGCAAGAGGUGGAUGCUCCGAAUUUGAAACUUCGGAUCAUUGGAGCAAAAAGUAGAAAUAGACAAUAUGAUUUGCCCCAAGCCUCUGAGAUUGCAGCACUUAUACCUGGUGAUUUCAUUCCCGAUAGAGAUGACAGGGAUAUCAUAGGUGAUCAUGUCUAUGACGGUCUUAAGCGCAUUACAAGUCUUAAUCCAAAAUUUGAUGCUCUUCAUUUCCCUUUAUUGUUUCCAUAUGGAGAAGAUGGUUAUCACCCGCUUAUUAAAUAUAGACCAGCUUGCUGCCCUCCUUCUAUGCAUUGGAUACAAAUACCUGAGUUGUUUCUUAUACAACAUGAGGGAAAUCACAUUGAAGCAAUUGCAGAGAAUAUAUAUGAAUCAUUUGACACCAACUAUAGGCGCCCAGCAUAUCUAAAAAAUAGGGCAAUAGUUGCACCAAGGAAUGCAACCGUGUCUCAGAUUAAUGAUUAUACGAUGCAAAGGGUUCCUGGUGAUUCAAAGACGUAUUAUAUUUCUGAUUCAUUGCUGCAAUCCACAGACACAUCAUCUACAUUUGAUGAAUGCUACCCAACUGAGUUUCUCAACACACUUACAUUCAAUGGAGUGCCAAACCAUGAAGUUACAUUGAAGAAAAACACUCCAGUCAUGCUGCUGCGAAACUUGAACCCAGCUUUGGGUCUUUGCAAUGGAACAAGGAUUAUGAUCACAGUGUUGGGUGACAAUUUCAUAAAGGGCAACAUCCUGGGAGGUUCUUAUGACACUGACGAAGUCAUAAUUCCAAGAAUUGUUCUCAAUGUAGAAAACUCCAAGUGGCCGUUUAUACUCAAAAGGCGUCAGUUCCCAGUUCGCACAUGUUAUGCAAUGACAAUAAAUAAGAGCCAAGGACAUACGCUUGACAAAGUCGGAAUCUAUUUGCCAGAACCAGUAUUUAGCCAUGGACAGCUAUACGUGGGAGUUUCAAGGGUACGAUCAGCAACAGGUUUGCGAAUGCUAAUAGAGAAUCCAGCAGAAAUUCCAAACAACUAUACAAGAAACAUUGUGUUUGCAGAGGCAUUCAGUGAUAUCCUCACUGGCUAA